Symbiodinium pilosum is the source of this 3525-nucleotide messenger RNA. The record is from the annotation of a GenBank genome assembly. NCBI's taxonomy places the organism in Eukaryota, Dinophyceae, Suessiales, Symbiodiniaceae.
AUGACUAAGCGACAGCGGACUCUGCCAUCAACCGGUGACGUUGUUGAGCCGCGCGUGCUCAUCAUCGCGCCUGAGGAUCGUUCCCGCCGUCAGCUGUCUACUUUGCUUCAUCGGGGCCCUGAGGCAACAUUGUUGGAUGGCCUGGAAGCAUACCUGCUAGAAAGAAGUUCGCGAGGUCGGCAAGAUAGCCCACAUGGGUUCCCGUCGACACACCUCAGGUUUGGCGAGGCCCAAAUCCUGGCACACGAAGCGCAGGCCGUCCGCCAGGAGCUGGACGAACUGCAGCCACGAAGUGCGCUACAGGUUCGGAAGCUGCCAGAUGGCCGCAUGUGCCACCCUCGGAUCGACGUCAUCUCUGCCGACGACACAGAGGGACAGCUGGAAGUGCGGUUGAUGGAAAUGCAGCCGCACGCCGUCAUUGUCUUGGAGCCCACCGUUCAUGCAAUCCGAACUUUGGAGGUCCACUGUGCGCUAGCGCGGAAGGGGUCCACCCCCGUCGUCAAGAUGGAGGCAGGCUCUGAUCCAGAGCCGGCUGACAGCAAGAGGCUGGCCCCCUUUCAAGUCUACCUCAUGGUCUUUGAUGAGUCAGUGGAGAAGUACCGCUUCGAGCAGUGCAUGAAGCAGGAAAGCGAAGCCGUGGAUUCCUUGAUCCGCUUCCGACAGCACCUGACUUUCAGAGUGGACCUCCCCACGGAGUCUAUCGCUCCGGAGCAAUCCUCAAGGCGUGGCGGGGGCUCCAGGGCACUGCAAGGCAUGACGAAGCCUCGCGUGGUGGUGGACAUGCGAGAGUUUCGGUCAACCCUGCCCUUCAUGCUGUAUCUUCGCGGUUUGGUGGUUGAGCCAGUCACCAUCCCAGUCGGUGACUAUGUGCUGUCCCGUGACAUUUGCGUGGAGCGCAAAGCGGUAACUGACCUGGUCCAGUCGUUGCAGAGCGGCCGGCUCUACCAGCAGGCACAGAACUUGUGCCAUCACUAUGCGAAUCCCCUGCUGCUAAUCGAGUUCGAUCCAGCAAAGGGGUUCAUGCUGCAGAGCAGCUACCUCAUCGCGCGACGUGAGAUCGAGGUGGGGACCAAGGAUGUUACGGGCAAGCUUCCCCUGGUUGUGCUACACUUCCCGAAGCUGAAGAUCAUCUGGAGCCCAUCUCCACGCUUCACAGCCGACAUCUUCCUGAAGCUGAAGGAGGGAAGAUAUCAGCCAGACUCCAAGGCCGCAGCGGAAAUUGAUGCCGAGGACCCGGAUGAUGCAGAGGGCAAGGUCAAGGCUGCCCAAGUCAACUCUGCGGCAUUCGAGGUCCUGCGUAAGCUGCCCGGGGUGACGCCUGGGAACAUGAACGCCCUGGCUCGCCGGGGCGGCUCGCUGUCCGGAAUCGCAGACCUUUCCUUGGAGGAAUUGGUGGAAGUUAUGGGCAAGGCGAAUGCUGAGCAGCUGUACAGCUUCCUCCAUGCCAGCUGCUUCCCAAUAACUGCCACACAGGACCGGGGCCCGGAUCAGAGCCAUGACCCUGAGGGCCAUCGUGCCGAGGGGCCGGGUGUGCAGGAAGAUGCCGAGGCUUCCGAGGAUGUCGCAGCGACUCAGAAGGAACCUAUCGAGGAUGCCAGCGAGGAGGUCUUGCGGGUGCAGGCUUCAGAAAUGAGGGAAAAGCCCAACCUGCGGGGCCUUGAGACAAUCGUCAACCAAGUCUCCGUGAAGAUGGUCUGGGCACAUAGGGGCGGAGGGCCUGUUUGUGAGGAAGAAGGAGAUCUCCAGAUGCUCAUGCAGCGCCGAGGCAUGCACAAAGCGAUCCAUGAUCAGCAAGGCGACUCGAUGUCGGAUGUGACUGCCCCGGAGUCGAAUCCCCCGAAGUGGUCUGGGUCGGUCUACGUCUUCGACCCGAAGAUGGAGAACAUCAGCUGUACGCUGAAUUCGCUGUUCUCACAGCUGGGCCCGAUUGAGACUGGGAAGUUCAGCUCCCUGCGCGUGGCCUUGCUUUUCAAGCCUGGAAAGUACGACCUGGAUGUGCCUGUGGGCUACUACACCCAGGUGCUAGGAUUGGGCAAGAGUCCAGAAGAUGUGGCCUUCACGGGUAAUCGCGGAAUCUAUGGUCCCAGCCAGCCAGGCAAUGUCAACUUUGACACUUUCUGGAAGGGAGUGGAGAAUCUGGCAAACCAUCCGAAAUUGCUCCGAACAACAUGGUCCGUGUCUCAGGCCGCGCCCAUGCGCCGUGUGAAGGUAUAUGGUGACCUUGCAUUUGGAGAGCCAGGCCCUGAUGGGCCUAGCAAGGGCAGCGGUGGUUUCGCAGCAAACGUGAAGGUGACAGGCACCGUGGAUCUCGUGCGACAGCAGCAGUGGCUGUUGCGCAACUGCGAGGUGCAAAACUCCACCUACUUCAACAUCCCGCCCCGAGCUGUAAAUUUCGUUUAUGUUGGCACCACAGGAGCCCCAAAGCAAACGGCCAGGUGUACAAACUCUUUGGAGGAUCCCGAAACCCCUCAUCCUCAGCUCCUCGUGGUGGAGGAAGCACCACAGGUCCUAGAGAAGCCGUACAUCACCAUCAGCCCCACUGGCAAGUACAGCCUUGAGAUCCCCCAGGUAUCUUGGAGAAGGCGUGGUACUGCGUGGGGCAAUGCUGAAACUGUAGACUUUGAACAGGUAUUUGUGGCGACAACUCAAACGGACCCCCAGCUCAUCAAUCAGAAGCUCGCAAUAGGGCGCCACGUCGUUCUGAGUCCUGGGAUCUACUCGUUGAGUUCUCCUCUACAGAUUGGCUUCAACAAGAGCAUCACUACCCAGGUCCUCCUUGGGCUGGGCAUGGCCACCCUCGUGGCAACCAAUGGCACUGCGGCUGUGGAGGUUGGGCCUUUUUCUGCCGGGGUCCGGGUCGUGGGCCUACUGCUUCAAGCAGGCACGGUGCACUCGCCAACACUCCUCCACUGGGCACCCAAUUCCUUCUACCCUCGAAAUCCUGGGCUUCUAGCGGACAUCUUUGUCCGAGUGGGAGGACCAGAUUCUGAGGUCGUAUCUGCGGACAUCAUGGUGAAAGUUGCCGGCAACCAUGUGAUUCUUGACAAUGUUUGGGCUUGGAGAGCGGACUGCUGCCAGCGUGGCUGCGGCACAUGUGCACCUCGGUACUGUAACAACGGUGUAGUCGUAGAUGGCCGCUAUGUUGUCUCGUAUGGGCUUUUCUCAGAGCACACCCAAAAGGACCUGACGGUGUGGAAUGGGGAGGGGGGCAUGUCUUUUUUUUACCAGAGCGAAAUGGAUUCCUUUGCCCGUGAACCUUGGGAUCACACGCCCGACUAUGGAGAAAAUGGCGUGUGUGGAUAUCGCAUCAACGCUCACAAUCACACAGGUGUGGGUAUUGGUGUGUAUGUAUACUUUACGCAGCCAGGAAAUCUCGUAAAGUCAGGCAUCGUGCGAACGCGUGAUAUGGGCACUACGUUGAUUUGUCCUUUUGCUUGGAAUUUGAACCCUGCUUGGUAUAACAACUCCAAGAGCGGAAUUCAAAGUGCGGUGGGAUUUCCGACGGAACCUGUCCGAUUAUUUUGA